CUAGGUCAUAUAGAGUGACCCAGAAGCCAGAGAGAGACUCAGAGCUUAGAGAGGUAAUCGAAGAAGAAGAGAGGAAUGGCCUCGAACGCAGCGGUGCCGUUUUGGCGAUCGGCCGGUAUGACCUACAUCACGUACUCCAACAUCUGCGCCAGUCUCGUUCGCAAUUGCCUCAAGGAGCCUCACAAGACCGAGGCCAUCUCCCGCGAGAAGGUCCAUUUCGUCGUCUCCAAGUGGGCCGACGGCAAGCCCGAGAAGCCCACUAUUCGUACGGAUCAACCAGAAUGAGCUGAGAACUGCUGAAGUGGUCAUGUCUUUGGGUUACAUAGAUGCUUUCUCCUUUUUCUAUUUCUUGUCAAUUUGAGAGAUGUGAUUACAUCAGGUUUUCAUAUGCCCGAAACUUUCAGAUGAGGACUGAAUUCUGUGUUUUUGAGCGAUCUUUCUCAUUAAUAAUGUAAUACACUGAUUAAGUGCCUAAUUUGCCUAUUAAUAUAAUCUCGCGUCAAUACUGCUGCUUUCACAAA
Molecule: messenger RNA, 521 nt
Organism: Rosa chinensis
Lineage: Eukaryota; Viridiplantae; Streptophyta; Magnoliopsida; Rosales; Rosaceae
Product: ATP synthase subunit epsilon, mitochondrial
Exons: 2
Coding region: 76-285 (69 amino acids)
Biological process (GO): proton motive force-driven mitochondrial ATP synthesis
Cellular component (GO): mitochondrial inner membrane
Molecular function (GO): proton-transporting ATP synthase activity, rotational mechanism
Source: RefSeq, a predicted model, not a curated record